Molecule: messenger RNA, 1483 nt
Organism: Cherax quadricarinatus
Lineage: Eukaryota; Metazoa; Arthropoda; Malacostraca; Decapoda; Parastacidae
Gene: Caper
Product: RNA-binding protein 39-like protein Caper
Biological process (GO): mRNA processing
Cellular component (GO): nucleus
Molecular function (GO): U1 snRNP binding; RNA binding
Source: RefSeq, a predicted model, not a curated record
CCAUGAUCGUCGUAGGAGAAGUCGAAGCAAGGAACAUAGACGUUCCAGAUCUAGGAGCAAAACGCCAAAAACAGAACUGUCUGUAGAAGAGAGAGAUGCUCGAACUGUGUUCUGCAUGCAACUUUCAUCUCGUAUUCGCUCGCGAGAUUUGGAGGACUUCUUCAGUGUUGUAGGGAAGGUGAAUGAUGUUCGUAUCAUCACAGACACUAAGACACGCAGAUCAAAGGGAAUUGCUUAUGUUGAAUUUUGUGAAGUAGAAUCCGUACCAUUGGCUUUGGGACUUUCCGGGCAGAAAAUACUUGGUGUUCCCAUUGUGUGUCAGCCAACACAAGCCGAAAAAAACCGUGCUGCCUCGACAGCAGCCGUGCAAGACCAGAAAGCAGCUACAGGACCUAUGAGACUGUAUGUGGGCUCUUUACAUUUCAACAUCACAGAAGAUAUGCUCAGGGGUAUUUUUGAACCCUUCGGAAAAAUUGAUCACAUACAACUAAUUAUGGACUCUGAAACUGGAAGAUCAAAAGGAUAUGGGUUCAUUACAUUCCACAACUCUGAUGAUGCCAAAAAAGCUCUUGAACAGUUGAAUGGAUUUGAAUUAGCUGGGAGGCCGAUGAAAGUAAAUCAUGUUACUGAACGCUCGGAAACUCAGCAGGGAACAUCUCUUCUAGAUUCAGAUGAAAUGGAAAGGGCAGGCAUUGAUUUAGGUGCAACAGGACGCCUUCAGUUGAUGGCGAAGUUGGCUGAGGGAACUGGCCUUCAGCUUCCUGCAGCAGCUGCAAAUGCUUUACACAUGCCAGCCACGCCUCAGCAACAGCCAGCACCACCUAUUGCUACCCAGUGUUUUCUUCUAUCUAAUAUGUUUGAUCCAUCAACUGAAUCUAAUCCAAAUUGGUCUGAUGAAAUAAGAGAUGAUGUUUUAGAAGAAUGUAACAAACAUGGUGGUGUUCUGCAUAUAUUUGUGGAUAGACAGUCUGCUCAGGGUAAUGUUUAUGUCAAAUGCCCCACCAUUGCAACAGCUGCUGCCUCUGUAAAUGCACUCCAUGGACGAUGGUUUGCAGGUAAAAUGAUAACUGCAGCAUAUGUUCCUGUUAUGAGUUACCAUUCCCUUUUCCCUGAAGCGAUGACUGCAUCACAACUAGUGUAUCCACGAUGAACUGACAACUCUCAGAAUCCUGAUGGCAGUCUACAGUAAAUCUUUUUGAAUGUAUUAGGUCUAAUCAAUGAUGAGAGCUUUUUACUGGAGAUUUUUCACAAGUGGCUCUGUAGUCAUUAGUUAUAUAUUACAGUACUAUUUUUUCAAGUAAAGUGAAUGUACGUACUUUGUUGAUAAGAGGAUUUAUGUGGAUCAUGCUGCACAGUUAUUUGAUAUGGCCUGUGUGGUUGGUGUGUGUGUGUGUAUAUAUAUAUAUAUAUAUGUAUAGAUGGAUGUGUAUGAAUCCUUGCAUUUGAGUCAUUUUGUGCAUGUAUAAAUAAAUUGUAAAUUUAA